Molecule: messenger RNA, 4743 nt
Organism: Mesocricetus auratus (golden hamster)
Lineage: Eukaryota; Metazoa; Chordata; Mammalia; Rodentia; Cricetidae
Gene: Kremen1
Product: kringle containing transmembrane protein 1
Exons: 9
Coding region: 49-1470 (473 amino acids)
Biological process (GO): multicellular organism development; Wnt signaling pathway
Cellular component (GO): plasma membrane
Source: RefSeq, a predicted model, not a curated record
GCCCCCCUCUGCCCCGGGCCGCGCCCGGGGGUCCCGCACUGACGGCCCAUGGCGCCGCCCGCCGCCCGCCUCGCGCUGCUCUCCGCCGCCGCGCUCACCCUGGCGGCCCGGCCCGCGCCCGGCCCCCUCCCCGGCCCCGAGUGUUUCACAGCCAAUGGUGCAGAUUAUAGGGGAACACAGAGCUGGACAGCACUGCAAGGCGGGAAGCCAUGUCUGUUCUGGAACGAGACAUUCCAGCAUCCGUACAACACGCUGAAAUAUCCCAGCGGGGAAGGUGGUCUGGGUGAGCAUAACUAUUGCAGAAACCCAGACGGAGACGUGAGCCCCUGGUGCUAUGUGGCGGAGCACGAGGACGGUGUCUACUGGAAGUACUGUGAUAUUCCUGCCUGCCAGAUGCCUGGAAACCUUGGCUGCUACAAGGAUCAUGGAAACCCACCUCCUCUCACUGGCACCAGUAAAACGUCCAACAAGCUCACCAUACAAACCUGUAUCAGCUUUUGUCGGAGUCAGAGGUUCAAGUUUGCUGGGAUGGAGUCAGGCUACGCAUGCUUCUGUGGAAACAACCCUGACUACUGGAAGCACGGAGAGGCAGCCAGCACCGAGUGCAAUAGUGUCUGCUUCGGGGACCACACACAGCCCUGUGGUGGAGACGGCAGGAUUAUCCUCUUUGACACUCUCGUGGGCGCCUGCGGUGGGAACUACUCAGCAAUGGCAGCCGUGGUCUACUCCCCUGAUUUCCCUGACACCUACGCCACUGGGCGCGUCUGCUACUGGACUAUCCGGGUUCCGGGAGCCUCUCACAUCCAUUUCAACUUCACCUUAUUUGACAUCAGGGACUCUGCAGACAUGGUGGAGCUGCUGGAUGGCUACACCCACCGUGUCCUGGUCCGCUUCAAUGGGAGGAACCGCCCACCUCUGUCCUUUAAUGUCUCCCUGGAUUUUGUCAUUUUGUAUUUCUUCUCUGAUCGCAUCAAUCAGGCCCAGGGAUUUGCUGUCUUAUACCAAGCCACCAAGAAAGAACCACCACAGGAGAGGCCUGCUGUCAACCAGACGCUGGCAGAGGUGAUCACCGAGCAAGCCAACCUGAGCAUCAGCGCUGCCCACUCUUCCAAAGUCCUCUAUGUCAUCACCACCAGCCCCAACCACCCGCCACAGACCAUCCCAGGUAGCCAUUCCUGGGCACCAUCAGUUGGGGCCAGCGGCCACAGAGUGGAAGGAUGGACCGUAUAUGGCCUAGCAACCCUCCUCAUCCUCACAGUCACAGCCGUCGUUGCAAAGACCCUUCUGCACGCCACAUUUAAGUCUCAUCGUGUGCCUGCUUCAGGAGACCUUAGGGACUGUCGUCAGCCAGGGGCUUCUGGGGAGAUCUGGACCAUUUUCUAUGAACCUUCCACUACAAUCUCCAUCUUUAAGAAGAAGCUCAAGGGCCAGAGCCAACAAGAUGACCGGAAUCCCCUCGUGAGUGACUAAAGCCUCACUGCACCCAGACAGGAGGCUCCUCUCUGAGCUCAAGGCUGCUGGUCCCUUCCCCCGUAGCCUCUCCGAAUGGGGCUCCUAAAGUCUCAUGGGGCCGCCCUUCUGCAGACUUGGAAUGGGAACCCUGUUACAGGGGAGCGUAGCCUGGAGCCCUCCUCCAUCACUUGCACUUAAGCUGUGCCCGGCCUGCAACUCUGUCUCCACUGGGGAUUCUAAGGCGGGCUGCGCUGAUUGUCACAGCUGGGCCUGAUUCUAGGCGACUGUUGGGUGGUGGGUAGUUUAGUGUGUGAUGGGUUUUUCUCGCUUCUUCCCUAUUUUGCCCUCGAAUGGGUCAGUUUCCCCUGGUCUUUACCGGUUGGAACAGAGCCAGACUGAAGAAAUUCUCGGGCUUUCUUGAAGACUGGCCUAGUUCCCUGCCGAGUGUGGUCUCCUGGACGUUAGCACCUCAGAGUGGGCAGAGACCCAGUGCUCUGUACUGGCCCUGAAGCUUUCUCUCUGAGGCCAACUGAGGCAUGCCUCAUCUGGUCGGAGAAGCCUGAGAACAGGGUCACACUAGAUGUCUUCUUUCUAGAGGAUUCACUGACCUGCAGAACAAGCCUGGAGAUUGAGCAUAAAAAGUCCAGUCUGUUUGUCUAUGGAGCAGACACUGUAAACUUCCUGUAUACUAGACUUACCUAGCCUGCCCCAAGAUUCAGUCCUGUGGAAUCUGAACUCAGCCAACUCCUAGUUCAGAACCGGGAGUUCAAAGGCUGUAUGAGCAUAGUGCUGGGGCUGUAGCUCAGUGGGAGAGAGCCAGCUUGCACACACGAGGGAGGCCCAUGCCAGCACUGCCAGAAGAGGGAGAGAAAAAGACUGUAGGCAGCGUCCCUGUGAUGCCUGCAGGAGGUGCCAUCGUUUUAAAAGAUCAAAACCAAAAGCUAUGUCCUUCGUCCCUUAUCAUGGGGACGGUGUAGUUAGGACUAAGGGCUCUCGCCUUGUCCCAUCGCUUUGUCCCUUAGGCAGGGAGGCAGACUGUAGAGGUUGGCAAAAGGAAAAGACAGGGCUUGGGAACUGGAGGUCUUCCCAGGAGAGGCUGGAAGAGUAAGGAGAGGAAGGGCCAUCCCUGAUGGAGAAGCCUGGCACUCUGGAAAUGGCCUUUGUCAGCAGCAGCUGAGAGGAACAGCCUGUGUCCUGAAGGUGGACCUUGGUCAGAGUGUGGCUCUCCUGCCAGCAUUUGUGCGUUAGCGCUUGUGGCCUCUGGUUGCCUGGGUAACCCUCUUGGAGCAUUAUGCUUGGCUCCCCUGCUUCGCUAAGCCACUGCCAUUGAGGCCGUUUGUAGGGUUCGGGUAACCCAUAAGUAGCUGGCUGCUCCCAGAACAGGGGACUAUAUGGGACCAUCGGGAGCAUCCUCAGGGAGAAGCAGUGACCAGAGCUGAUGGGAGGAGGAAAACCGUGUCUGGAUAGUGGGCCAGGGAUGCUGGCCAGCUCCUGUUGGAGGCAGGAGGGGUGCAGAGCUGCUGGGAUCUCACUUUGAUCUGGAAAAGCUACAGCCCCUGGGUCUGAAGACAGACUCACCACACACGAAGACCACUGGAAACAGACUGACAGGAGCAGGUUCCUCUCCAGGCUGUUCCUAAUGCUUGUGGGAUCCCCUCUGGAAACAAGUGUGAGUCACGGAGUGCCAUGUGCAUAGCACAGACGAUGUGGGCUCUCCCAGGCAGGGCCAGCUGGCCAGGACACUUGCUUAGCUCUGAUCGAUGGCCCCGGGCUUCCUUCAGGCCACCUCUCAUGGCCUCUUCACAUCUCAGACACAGGAAGCCAUACCCCAGUGGUGGCAGCUACAACUCAGCUGCCCUUUAUUGUCAUUCCCAGGAAGGGCAGAGGACGUGCCCACACGCCUCUUGCUGCUGGCCUGGGCACAGCCCAGCAUUCCAGCGUCCACUUCCUCUCUGGGGAGCAGUCCCAGGAAGCACCAACCCACCGUACAACAGCCUGAGGCAGUGGGAAAGACUGUAAGUCACCCAGGCCGAACCUCCAGAAAUGAGUUAGACCCUGAGGUGGGUGUUCCAGGGUGCCAAGCGUUCUGGGGGAGGGGCCUUUUGAGUUGAGGAAGAUGGAGGUUACCUGAGGAGAACAGGGGCACAAAAGACUGAGUAUGGCCUUAGAGGUUAGUGCAGGCGCCUGUGCUCUUCCCCACUGGUCUCAUUCCUUAAAGCAGAGACAGUAGGAGAGAAGCCUGUGUCUCCCCCACAUCAGCAAGGAUGGGGCCGAGGCCGCCUGGAGAGAGCAAGGUGACCACACCUCUCGGACUUCUCAAAAUGUAGGCUCUGGCUUCAGACCUUAGUGAAAAGCUCCCGAAGAUCAAAGCUCUGGCAGGCAGGUACAGCUGUCCUGGCUCCCGUGCCUGGGCCAGGUGCCACCCCAUGUCCCAGGGCCAGCCCAGGCGGGACCCCACCUGACCCUCCUCAUCAGCCGCUGGUCUGACGCCAGCAGGGCUUGCACAGCUGUUGCCAACCCCCAGGGACAGUCCACGCUUAACCUUCAAGAGCACUUAGAGUGUCUGACCUCCCAGCCUCUGUCCACCUCUCUGCAGGACCCACGCUGGGUCUCCCAGGCCAGCUCCUCACUCCACAGUCCUCCCAUGGUUACCUCUGGGGCUUGGACUCCCCUGCUUGGUGUUUGGUGUCUGCUUUGGGUACUGCCUGGGCAACUGUUAACCCUUCCCGUGCCUUUGUUUACUGUCCUCACCCUACCUCCAGGCCGCUCUCAACCUAGCUGCUCUGGUAUGAGGGUGGGGGCUUGUCAGACCUGCCAGCCGCACCCCCACCCCGUCUGCCGCACAACCUGGGGUCUUGCAGUGUCGGAGCUGAGCAUGCUGGCUGAGGCUGAGUGUGUGUGUGGCAGGGGACGGCAGUGGGGUGAAUCUCGUGUCAGAAGGAUGUGUGCAAGGAAUCCUCUCCUGCCUGCACAGGGAGCUGCCAUCCCUGGCACCCUCGUGGCACCAAGACCUUCCCAUUUCCAAACUCACCCUCCAGCAGGGAUCUGACUUUGGACAACAAUGCUUUAUUUGUAAAUAUGCUCUUAAUAUGCAACUCUGAGAAUAAAAUAGAAACAUCGUGUAUUUUAAAAUAUAAAAUGAAGUGUGACACACUGUAUACAAUUUAAUAUAUAUUUUUAGGAUUUUGUUAUUUAAGAAAAUGGAAUGUGAUGGUACUUAACUUUUACAAAAGAGAGAAAUGUUAUUUUUACUGUUUGAAGAAAAUAAAUACUCUCGUUGUUGUAGAAACA